AUGGAGCAGCUCACCCCUCUGGCAGAUUUGCUUCCUCUGGAUCUCCUGUCUUUUGUCCUCGAGAGGGACACCUCCAAACUUGUGCCCGGGGUGCACAUGAAGCAGGCUGGAGGGGUGAGGGGUGUACAUUUCUCCAGCCCUCAUACUGUCUUGAGCUUUCCCUCCUCCCAGCUGCUGGUGAAUUGUGACCUCUUCCCAAAAGAAUUCUCCAUUGUUGUGACUCUAAAAGUCACUCACGCUGCAUCCACGAGGAAUGAAUACAUCUUUUCACUGAUGGAACCAAAAACAGAACAUGGACGGAUCAUCCUGGGACUGAGGUUUUCGAGAAAAUAUCUGCACUUCCUUUUUAAAGGUCACGGAGGGGUCGUAGAGCACUGGGUGUUUCGAGGCACCCAACUGGCUGAUAACCAGUGGCACACUCUGGUUUUAACCAUUGGUAGUCGCGUGAGGCUCACAGUGGACUGUAACUCACCAGUGGAAAUCGUUCCCUCCACGCCUUUCCCUUCAGACCUUAACAUUCAGGGAUCCAGAUUCCACAUUGGCAGUCGGGGGAGAUGGAAAGGCUUGUUUUCAGGCCUGCUGCGACAGCUGGUUUUGGUUCCAGGUUCGGAUGCCACCCGUCAGAUUUGCCCCUCUUCCGACCCCCAACUAGCAGCUCUGUCGGUACCACCGCUUCUCUUAGACCUGCCUGUGAUGGGGAGGGAUGGUGAAAGCCAUGAAACGGAGGAGCCAGUGUCAGUGGGGUUGGAGCGCUCCUGCUCAGAGUUGCAACAAGGCCAGCUGUGGUUCAACCCGCUCAGGAAAGGCCUCUACCUCUGCGACGGUACAGCGUGGAUCACUGUACUAGAGGAUCACAAAAGACUGGACUAUGUAUCUGAACAUCAGGUCCUAACCACCAGCUCAGAGACACAUGAUGUGGAGGUUUUCCAGGUACCUGGCAUGGGUCUGAUGGCUGCCAUGGCUCACCGCUCCAAAGCCUCCGGCUCUGCUGUGUAUCUGUGGACCCACUCAGGAUUCAAGCUCUACCAGAAUAUUACUACCCAUGAAGCCCUGGUUUGGAGACACUUCAACAUGGGAAAGAAAACAUAUCUGGUGGUGUCUAACUCUGGGGGAGGGCCACACAAUCGUUUUAACAAAGAGUCAGAGAUGGACUUUUCUGUGAUUUACAAGUGGAGCAAGAAAAGAAAAAAGUUUGUGCGGUUCCAGUCUCUGCAGACCUACUGUGCCCGCGACUGGGAAGCCUUUAACAUCAAUCGACAAACCUAUCUCGCUGUGGCCAAUCAUAGACAAGGUAAUAAUAAUCACACGAUAGACAGUGUGAUAUACAGGUGGAACAGAUUAACAAAGUCUUUUGAGGUUCACCAGAUGCUGCCAACCUCAGGGGCCUAUGACUGGGAGUUCUUCACUGUCGGACCAUACCAUUUCCUGGUGGUUGCAAAUGCUUUCGAUGGAGUGACCACUUCUGUAGACUCUGUCAUCUAUGUUUGGAUCAAUGGAAGCUUCCAGGUGUUCCAGACAAUUAAGACAUUUUGCGCCACAGACUGGGAAAUGUUUCAGAUUGGUGGCAGAGUCUUCUUGGUUGUUGCCAAUGGACACAGACUCCAUGGUAACGGACCAAGUCGAUACGCCAUCAACUCCACUAUCUAUGAGCUUGACAUGAAUGGACAGCUAUUUGUCCGCUUCCAGGACAUUGUCACCUACAGUGCAGUGGACUGGGAGUUCUUCAGCCUCGGGGAGGAACAUUUUCUGGUUGUCGCUAACUCCUUUAACGGAGAAUCCUACUCUCUCAACAGCAUUCUCUACAGAUGGCAGGGAUAUGAAGGCUUUGUUCCUGUUCAUUGGCUCCCAACCAUUGGGUGCAGUGACUGGGAGUUUUUCAGCUUUAAAGGAGAAUCAUAUCUGAUCUACUCUAGUGCCAAAGCACCUCUCUCCAAAGUGUUCAAACUGAAAACCUAUUAG
Molecule: messenger RNA, 1959 nt
Organism: Seriola dumerili (greater amberjack)
Lineage: Eukaryota; Metazoa; Chordata; Actinopteri; Carangiformes; Carangidae
Product: thrombospondin-type laminin G domain and EAR repeat-containing protein-like
Exons: 14
Coding region: 1-1959 (652 amino acids)
Biological process (GO): signal transduction
Source: RefSeq, a predicted model, not a curated record